AUGCCCGAGUCAGUCCGAGUCACAAGGGCAUCAGAGGUCGAGGAUGUUUCAAGUGGUCAAACUGACGGCAUGAUCCGGCAGUCUGCAAUCGUCAACUUGAUAACACCCCAGCAAAUAGUCGGCACACUCAUGCGAGCGCAAUCUCAUUCGUCUUCAGCUAUUCAUCAUCAUGGUAAUCAGGACACUAUCGUCUAUGCAGUAAGCGGACGUGGAGCAAUAGUGUCGGAAGGGGGAGAGCAAGUUCACAAACUCGAGCCUGGAGACUGGGCGUUGAUUCCUAAAGGAAGAGAGCAUCAGGAAGUCAAUGAGGGAGAUGAAGAGGUCGUUUGGGUGAUCUGCAGAGCACCAGGCGGGACGCCGGAGGUAGUGAAUCUGGUAAGCAUUUCAUCAAUAGAGAUGUGA
Molecule: messenger RNA, 402 nt
Organism: Lithohypha guttulata
Lineage: Eukaryota; Fungi; Ascomycota; Eurotiomycetes; Chaetothyriales; Trichomeriaceae
Exons: 3
Coding region: 1-402 (133 amino acids)
Source: RefSeq, a predicted model, not a curated record